Messenger RNA from Sabethes cyaneus, 1262 nucleotides. Its product is annotated as outer dynein arm-docking complex subunit 4. Gene Ontology annotation, molecular function: protein binding. NCBI's taxonomy places the organism in Eukaryota, Metazoa, Arthropoda, Insecta, Diptera, Culicidae. Gene Ontology annotation, cellular component: cytoplasm. The transcript has 6 exons. The record is from RefSeq and is a predicted model, not a curated record. Bases 1 to 1143 code for a protein of 380 amino acids.
AUGAGCAAAACGGCAGUCGGAAUCCUUGGUGGUGAUGACGAAUUAUUGCAAAGUUUUGUUCGUGUAGGCCUUCACUCUGAAGGAGAUGAUGGUAGACAGAUGCAAGAUCUAUCCAUCGGCGGUGCUUCCGGUGGAGGAGGGGGCCUAGGUGCGUCGGGAAACUCGGGAUCACAUCCAAUAAGCCACCCCAAGGCCGAAUCGCAUUUGGUGAGACAGUAUUCGGACCAUAUGUCAGAUUUCAGCGAUAAAAAUGCUCCACGCAAGUACAGAAAUCUCUUUAACGAGCCCAUAGACCUCAAGAAACGACGUUACUUUGACGAAGUUUAUACCGAUAAGGAUCGUGCCGCUGCUGUAAGCAUUGGCAGCUAUGAUAUAAAGCAGAAUCUCCUGAAUAAACGUCGUCAGGAGCGCCAUGAUGCACUUCAGCUACCGGAGCAAGCAGAUCCUGGAGCCAUUUUGGCACUUGGAAUGCGUGAGAUUAAAAACCGUAACCUGGACAACGCCGUUCAUUUUCUAUCAAAGGCACUGGAAAUGAACAACAAUGAUCAAAGUGCAUUAGUUGCAAGAAGCAAAUGCUACCUUCAGCUCGGCGAACCGGCAAAAGCUUUGCAGGAUGCGGAGACAGCGUUGCUAUUGGAUAAAAGCAACAUUCGAGCCAUUUACCAAAAAGCGGAAGCCUUGUAUUAUUUGGGCCAAUUUGAGCAUAGUUUGAUGUUUUUUCAUCGCGGCCUAAGAUUAAGGCCCGAGCUUGCGAGCUUUAGGUUAGGAGUUCAAAAAACACAGGAAGCAAUCGAAAAUACUAUUGGAAGUAACACUAAGAACCAACCACAACCGAAAAAACCUGCAAAAUCAGAUAAACCGAAAACGGUCAAAAGGGUUCCGCUCUCAAGGGAAGAAAUGGACAAAAAAGCUGCUAGACGGCUUCUAGGUGACCUCUAUGUAGAUAAGGAAUAUUUGGAAAAUCUAUUGAAACAUCCGGAUCUUAAAAAAGCGGACACGAAUACAGAAGGAGUGUCGGAGUUCGCAAAGGAUGCAAUUAAUUUUCUCAACAAUAGACAAGAAUUUUGGCGCCAGCAGAAGCCCUGUACUAGUUUGAAUGCAAAAAAGAUUAGCGGAAACAAUGGAGGACUUCCGCGGUGGUAAAGCAAAAAAAAUAGUUGUAAUGCUGAGGAGAUUUCGUGUUAAUUUUUCAAAUUUUGAAUAUCAUGUAGUAAUAGUGGUGCUUGUUAGAAAAUAUGUAGUUGUAUGAAGUUGUUCCAAUU